Molecule: messenger RNA, 1293 nt
Organism: Juglans microcarpa x Juglans regia
Lineage: Eukaryota; Viridiplantae; Streptophyta; Magnoliopsida; Fagales; Juglandaceae
Exons: 3
Coding region: 1-1293 (430 amino acids)
Molecular function (GO): zinc ion binding; nucleic acid binding
Source: RefSeq, a predicted model, not a curated record
AUGCAAACCCCUGAAGCACAACAAGUGAAGUUAGUGGCUUAUAAACUGCGUGGUGGUGCAUCGGCAUGGUGGGAACAAAUGCAAAGCAAUAGGCGACGGCAGGGUAAACAACCAAUGCGAGCAUGGCCGAAAAUGAAGCGAUUGAUGAGAACUAGAUUCCUACCGCCGGAUUAUGAACAGAUUCUGUAUCAGCAAUAUCAAAAUUGCAAGCAAGGCAUGAGAACUGUUAGUGACUACAUGGAAGAAUUUUACAGGCUGAAGUCGCGCAACAACCUUUCUGAAACAGAUGGGCAGCAAGUUGCGAGAUUUGUGGGAGGGUUACGCAUGGCCAUUCAAGACAAAUCGAGAGCACCGUCUUUUACUCCACCCAUCAAGGCUGUUGAUCAACCAUCACGGCCGAGCAGUUCACAACCAAGUUCGUCUAGUCGACCUCAAAAGGGAAACACCAACAAUCAAGCAGGGAGAGAACUGACAGCCCCAUCAGCACAAAGGAGCGGCACCAACAAUAAUCCUUACUCCAGGCCUAUGUUGGGCAAAUGUUUUCGAUGCAACCAGCCUGGACAUCGCUCUAACAAGUGUCCUACACGACGAACAGUGCAUAUGAUUGAAGGGGAAGAGGAAGGUCAGGAGGAUGAGGGCGACAGCGAAGGUGAAGAAGCAGGAGAAUUUGUAGAAGGCGACGAAGGAGAACCCGUGAACUGUAUCAUACAACGGGUGAUGUUGGCCCUAAAGACUGAAGAGGAAAAUCAGAGGCACUCGAUAUUCAAAACACGUUGCACUAUCAACAAUAAGGGGCGCAAAAUUGUACUGGUUCCUACAGGGGACAAGGCGCAUGAGUCGAUCAGUGCAGAUAAAAAAAGUUCCUUCCUCACGGUCUCUGAAGCACAAUUCAUGGCAGAUGCUAAGGAAACAGUGGAAGUUUGGACCCUUGUAGUGAAAGGCAGUGAUGAAGUAGAAGCAGUCGAUAUUCUCCAGCAAGUGCAUCAUCUUUUAUCUGAGUUUGGAGACAUCAUGCCACAAGAACUACCCGAGGGAUUGCCUCCUAUGAGGGAUGUCCAACACCACAUCAACUUGGUCCCAGGAGCAAGCCUGCCGAAUCUAUCUCACUAUCGUAUGAGCCCCAAUGAACACCACAUUCUACAAACCCAAGUGGAAGAGCUCCUCCGAAAAGGCCUGAUCAGAGAGAGCAUGAGCCCAUGCGCUGUGCCGGCACUACUCACACCAAAGAAAGAUGGGACCUGGAGGAUGUGCAUGGACAGUCGCGCCAUCAACAAGAUCACGGUAAAAUAUUGA